UAACAUUUUAGUUCACCAUCCAUAUCCCUUCCUGUGAUGAACACUCCCUCUGAAACACAGAAGAAAACCAUCAUAGAUGCCUGGGACUAUAAAGGUCAUCCAGCCCAGAGGUCCAAAACUGGUGGUUGGGUUGCUGCCGCCAUGAUUUUAGGAGUGGAAGCAAGUGAGAGGUUAACGACAAUGGGCGUUGCCGUGAAUCUGGUGACAUAUUUAACUGGCACCAUGCAUUUGGGCAGUGCUAAUUCUGCCAACACGGUCACCAACUUCAUGGGAACAUCUUUCAUGCUCUGUUUAUUCGGUGGUUUUGUAGCUGACACUUUUAUCGGCAGAUACCUCACUAUUGCCAUCUUCGCAGCGGUUCAAGCAACUGGUGUUACAAUAUUGACAAUAUCAACCAUAGUCCCAAGCCUGCAUCCUCCAAAAUGUGUAAGAUCUGCUACGAGACGUUGCGAGCCCGCAAGCAACAUGCAGCUAUUGGUGCUCUACCUAGCUCUUUACACCACAUCCCUUGGCAUUGGUGGGUUGAAAUCCAGUGUGUCAGGGUUUGGCACCGAUCAGUUCGAUGAAUCAGACAAAGGGGAGAAAAAUCAGAUGAUAAAAUUCUUCAACUGGUUCGUGUUCUUCAUAAGUUUGGGGACUCUGACAGCAGUUACCGUUCUGGUGUACAUUCAAGAUCACAUAGGGAGGUAUUGGGGUUAUGGGAUAAGUGUGUGCGCUAUUCUGGUGGCACUUACGGUGUUCUUGUCUGGUUCAAGGAGGUACCGCUUCAAGAAACUGGUGGGGAGUCCCCUGACGCAGAUUGCGAUGGUGUUGGUCGCAGCUUGGAGGAAGAGGCACAUGGAAUUGCCCUCUGAUGCGUCCUUGUUGUUCAACUUGGAUGAUGUUGCAGAUGAAACUCUCAGAAAGCAGAAGCAGAUGUUGCCCCAUAGCAAACAGUUCAGGUUCUUGGACAAGGCAGCAAUCAAGGACCCAAAAACAGAUGGCCAAGAAAUCACCAUGGAGAGGAAGUGGUAUCUCUCAACCCUAACAGACGUUGAAGAAGUUAAAAUGGUACAGAGAAUGCUACCCGUGUGGGCCACCACCAUCAUGUUUUGGACUAUCUACGCCCAAAUGACAACGUUCUCGGUAUCACAGGCCACCACCAUGGACCGGCACAUCGGAAACUCCUUCCAAAUUCCCGCAGCAUCACUUACAGUCUUCUUUGUGGCAAGCAUUCUCCUUACAGUCCCCAUCUACGACCGCAUCAUUGCUCCCAUAGCCAAAAAAGUAACAAAAAAUCCACAGGGACUAACCCCUUUGCAACGCAUGGGCGUAGGGUUGGUGUUUUCAAUCUUUGCCAUGGUGGCUGCAGCACUCACUGAAAUAAAACGCCUGAGAGUGGCAAGUGCUCACGGUUUAACACACAAACACAAUGCUGUGGUUCCCAUAAGCGUGUUCUGGUUGGUCCCACAGUUCUUCUUUGUGGGGUCGGGAGAGGCCUUUACAUACAUAGGGCAGCUAGAUUUUUUCCUGAGGGAGUGUCCAAAGGGGAUGAAGACUAUGAGUACAGGAUUGUUCUUGAGCACGUUGUCUUUAGGGUUUUUUCUUAGUUCCUUGUUGGUAACUUUGGUGCACAAGGCCACGCGUAACCGUGAACCAUGGCUUGCGGACAACCUUAAUGAGGGGAAACUGCACCACUUCUACUGGUUACUGGCGGUGCUGAGUGGUGUGAAUUUGGUGGUGUAUUUGUUUUGUGCAAAGGGCUAUGUUUACAAGGACAAGAGGCUCGCAGAAGCAGGCAUAGAGUUGGAGGAAGCUGGCACUGUUUCCCAUGCUUAGCUUUGAAUCUAAGUUUAACUUCUUAAUAGGCCUGCUAUACAAUAUACUAAGCAAAAUUUGAAAUCAACUAAUCAAAUGUAUCCAUGUCACUGCUUCAAAAAUUCAAUAAAAAGAGGAGAGGUGUUUAAUA
Molecule: messenger RNA, 1948 nt
Organism: Vigna angularis (adzuki bean)
Lineage: Eukaryota; Viridiplantae; Streptophyta; Magnoliopsida; Fabales; Fabaceae
Product: protein NRT1/ PTR FAMILY 6.3
Exons: 5
Coding region: 37-1818 (593 amino acids)
Biological process (GO): response to nitrate; transmembrane transport; oligopeptide transport
Cellular component (GO): membrane
Molecular function (GO): nitrate transmembrane transporter activity
Source: RefSeq, a predicted model, not a curated record